Messenger RNA from Cladophialophora psammophila CBS 110553, 819 nucleotides. RefSeq lists its product as uncharacterized. Gene Ontology annotation, molecular function: oxidoreductase activity, acting on the CH-OH group of donors, NAD or NADP as acceptor. NCBI's taxonomy places the organism in Eukaryota, Fungi, Ascomycota, Eurotiomycetes, Chaetothyriales, Herpotrichiellaceae. The record is from RefSeq and is a predicted model, not a curated record. The transcript is spliced from 2 exons. Bases 1 to 819 code for a protein of 272 amino acids.
AUGGCUCAACCACAAUCAGCAAUUGUCACUGGAGGGUCCUCGGGCAUUGGGAGAGCCACAGCUCAUAAACUAGCUAGUCGAGGCAUUAAUGUUCUUGUAGCUGAUAUCAAUGUCGCCGACGGAGAGAAAGUGUCGAAGGAUUUGAAAGCUAGGUAUGGUGUUGACUCGGCAUUCGUCAAGCUUGACACGGCUCUGGAAGCGGACGUUAUCAACAUGGUGAAUACGGCGGUGAAGUUGUGGGGUCGAAUCGAUUGGGCUUGUAACUGUGCGGGCAAGGCUGAACUCCUGACUGAGGAUGAGGAGGGGGUGACAGAGAAAGUCUUCGACGAGAUGUACCAAAUCAACCAACGAGGCACCUGGUUCUGUCAAAGGCACGAAGCGGUACAAAUGCGGAAACAAGAACCUCGAAUCAUCACCUUGAUGCCCUCGGAGAGGACGGUUGAGACUCGAGGCUCGAUCGUCAAUAUUUCCUCUGUCAACGGAAUUGUUGGUCUGGGCCAGCCUGGUUAUUCGUCGGCAAAGGCUGGAAUCAUUGCAUUUACGCGGACUGGAGCACAGUUCUACGGAAAGGAUAAAAUCCGCUUUAACGCCGUGCUCCCGGGAUCUAUCCGAACGGACGCCAUGGGUGUAUGGCUCGAACAGCUUUCUGAGGACAAGAGAAAGUUUGUCCUGGAGGGACUGGUAAACUCGACACCGUUAGGGAGGCAAGGAGCACCAGAAGAGCUCGCCAACGCUGCUUCUUACUUCCUCAGUGAUGAAAGUACUUAUGUCAACGGGACUACCUUGAUAGUCGAUGGUGGGCUGAUGGCUAUUAAAUAG